This is a messenger RNA of Leptinotarsa decemlineata (Colorado potato beetle), 874 nucleotides long. RefSeq names its product acidic mammalian chitinase. Gene Ontology annotation, molecular function: chitinase activity; chitin binding. Lineage: Eukaryota; Metazoa; Arthropoda; Insecta; Coleoptera; Chrysomelidae. Gene Ontology annotation, cellular component: extracellular region. The record is from RefSeq and is a predicted model, not a curated record. Gene Ontology annotation, biological process: carbohydrate metabolic process; chitin catabolic process.
UUAGACCAUCAAAAUCAAAACGCGAGUAAUAACAACAUUCCCACGGCCAGAACUCCGCUUUAUACACUUUACUGAGAUAACGCACUUAUUCGAUAAAGAAACGAUCGAACUUGAAACAAGAAUGACCCAGAUAUCUACUGUUGUCAUUUGAAUCGUUUGUUUCGAAAGUUCAUUCCAGUCUAUCUUGGAAUCGGUACUACUCUGUGCAACUCCGGGAGGACUUCCCCUCGGUACAAAACCCCCAAAUCGUGCGCGACAGACCGCUACAAAAUAGCGAUCCGCCAACUUUUUACGGACAUUAGCAUUCUGCGACCGCAGGGAAAGUAUCAAAAUGUUUUUAUUUGUUUUGUUGUGGGUUUGUUUUGCUGGUUUUGGUUCCGCGCAUUUUAUACAGGAUGUCUCUGCAAGAAACGUGGUAUGCUACUACAUGAACUCCAACUAUGCCACUCUGGCUCCGCCAGAAAAAAUCGAUCCCAAGUUGUGCACCCACUUAAACUACGCUUUUGUGAGGAUAGAAGAAACAGGAAACCUGACGUAUCAAAGCAAAUACGUGGACAUUACACAAGGGGUUUACAAAAGAGUCGUCGCCCUGAAAAAAAUCAACCCAAGUCUCAAAGUUCUAUUGAGUAUCGGGGAUACGAAUGCUUCCAUCUUCUCGAAAGUUGCUGCUAACGAAACAUCAAGAAAGAACCUGGUGGAGAGCUCGAAGCACUUUUUGAAAACAUACUCUUUCGAUGGACUGGACGUUGAUUGGGAGCUACCGAAUGGAAACGACAGGGUGAGAAAAAAAAUCAUGAUUCUGUCAGAUAAUGAAUUGGAAGAUAUCCAUCCUCAUGCAUUUGCCAGGAACAGUCAUUUGAAGCGACUAUCUUGA